AAUUCUGCUGGUGGAAAAUCUGACAGGGGCAGCUCAUGAGCACAGGCCAGGCCUCGUGCGGCUCGGAAAGCAGUGCUGCAUCUUCCUCCGAGCCUCCAGCGUGGCUCCAGGCUUUCAUCUCCCACCGAGAGAGAGAUGCCUCAGGAACAGUACGCGCACAGGAGCACCAUGCAGACCUCGGAAGGACCCCAGGUAUACAAAGUGGGGAUUUAUGGCUGGAGGAAGAGAUGCCUCUAUUUCUUUGUGCUGCUCCUAAUGAUUUUAAUCCUGGUGAACCUUGCUAUGACCAUCUGGAUUCUGAAGGUUAUGAACUUCACAAUUGAUGGAAUGGGCAACCUGAGAAUCACGGAUAAGGGUUUGAAGCUGGAAGGAGAUUCAGAAUUCUUGAAACCUCUCUACGCCAAAGAAAUCCGGUCAAGACCAGGCAACCCACUGUACUUCCAGUCUGCCAGAAAUGUGACGGUGAACAUCCUCAAUGAGAAGACUAAAGUCCUUACUCGCCUUGUAACAGGUCCCCAAGCAGUGGAAGCACACAGCCAAAAAUUUGAGGUGAAAACCCUCUCUGGAAAAUUGCUGUUUUCUGCAGAUGACAAUGAAGUAGUAGUCGGAGCAGAGAGAUUGAGAGUUUUAGGAGCAGAAGGCACAGUGUUCCCUAAAUCUAUAGAAACUCCCAAUGUCAGGGCAGACCCCUUCAAGGAACUAAGGAGCAGCAUACCUUAUUGCUUGUGCCCUAGGAGGAAUGCCUGGUCUGCAGGCUCUAAGGACCAUUUUUGCAGCGUUGACUUUAAUGGGAUCUGUAGGUUAUUGACUAACUGCAGCUGUAAGUCUCCUGAAAGCGAUCAUUGGACAACGACCCAGAGAGAAGGACCAGCAAGCCAGCAUUUGUUUCAGUGCAAGCUGUGUAUCUUGCAUUUCUAAAACCUGAAGUGAAGAGCAAAGCAGGCAAAAUAAAAAUCUUUGCCUUACUCAGCACUCGGUACUUGCCUUUAAGGAAGGACUAUCUCCCCACUGAGCCUUUGCACGUGAGCCUGGACGCCCUCUUGCAAACCAAAGCCAGCUCCUGCAGCCAUGCAGAGCACAGCAUGGGAAUCGCAGCUGGGGUUUCACUGCUGAAGAGCAGCAGUUAUCAACCAGCUUCCUUAAAACUGAGUGUUUAAUAUGGACUCCUCAUUAACCUGGUACAAAAUAGGAAAGGACAGUUUAGAUGCUUUCCUGCUCGAGUGAGAAGAUGCUGGGUAUUUUGUUUCCUACUGCUUUCUGCUCAUGCCUGAGGGCUUGGCUGUAUCAAGGCAAUAACAGUUAUUAUUUAGUGUGAGCGAGGUACUUUGAGCUGUAUGAGUCCAUUGUGAUUAAAAAGAACACUUGUACAAAAACAUUAAUUGUACUUUAGACUGGAGACAGGAAUUGAUAGCUGUUGUAUAACUAUAUUAAAGAGAAGAAAAAUGUAUCUAUAACUAUAAUGGAAUUCUUUCUUUUGAAAGCAGUACUUUGUA
Cygnus atratus (black swan) is the source of this 1493-nucleotide messenger RNA. RefSeq names its product sarcoglycan delta (gene SGCD). Bases 136 to 918 code for a protein of 260 amino acids. The transcript has 8 exons. The record is from RefSeq and is a predicted model, not a curated record. Gene Ontology annotation, biological process: cardiac muscle tissue development; heart contraction. Gene Ontology annotation, cellular component: sarcolemma; sarcoglycan complex. Lineage: Eukaryota; Metazoa; Chordata; Aves; Anseriformes; Anatidae.